UACUAUUAGAAAAAGUUGAUCGACGACGAUUUAUCUGCUCAUCCGUAGCGACGUCAAAAUCACGUUGGUGCCUAUCCUCCCACCACCGCUGAACUCGGCCACGACCGCGUCGCCGCGCCACGUGUACGGCGGCGAUAGGACCGGCCAGGAGAGUCAGAAGAGAGGGGCGGGAGGAGGAAGGAGAGAGACAGAGAGCAAUCGAUUGCCGGAGCAGCGAGCGUCCGUACGGUCCGCGGCGAGCUCUGCUGCUGCACGUCGUCGGCCGCCGGCGGGGAGGAGGAGAUGCGGGCCCGAGCCGCCGACCACCUCGAGGCGCUCUCCCUGGAGAUCGAGCGCAAGCUGCAGAAGGCUCUCAACUCCAAUUCUCAGCGUCUUCAGCUACUGCGGCAGCUGUUUGCUGAUAUCGCAUUGAAGGUGGAUGACCGCGCUCGAGAUGUGAUUUUAAGCACGAAUGAUGAUGGUAUUGCUCCAGUAGAUGAUCGAGAAGAUACCCGUUUGUGCUUCUAUGAGAUUCUUGCUAACCAUUUUGUUAGAGUACCUGAAAGUGGGAGGCGUAUACUUGACUUGAUAGUGCAACUCUGGAGCCAGUCUUUUGCAUCCAACAUAUUUGCACUUCUUUUCCACAGAUGGUUGUUUGAAGUCCCUCUUGAUGGGAAGGAGGUAUCACUGAGAUACAGCUCUGCUCUUGUUCAAGGAGCUACUAAUGUUUUUUGGAUCGACAUCCAAACCAAUACAAGACACUUUCUCUCACUAUAUAAUUAUCUCCUUAAAGAGGUCGCUUUAGUCCCAAAUCAACUGAGUAAGAUAUCAGUACAGGCUGGUAGAAAUCUUUUCCUCCUCCUCUCGAGAUUCAUGCUGUUCUAUGAUCAAGAUCACAUGCUUCCAAGUUUCCUUGAGCAUUUUCCUACUUUUCCAAAUUCUUUCUUGGUUGGUGGCCCAGCAGAUUACUUUGUAAUUGAACUCACUGAUCAGCUUCAGAAGCUAAAAGUCGAGCCUGUGCUUCUUCACUACCUCUCCCGCCUGACCAUCCUUCAAGGAUUGGAAUUGAGGAUGAGUACAAGCACUAGAUUGAAGGCGUGCCUUUACAGCUUCACUUCUCCUGGAGGUCCUACUUACCCUACACGAGCAGUAAGGCAUGCAGCCUGGGAUACACUGGAUUUGCUUUUUCCUGUUGGUCGCUAUCCAAGGCAUGUGAUAAGCCUGUUCUUUCGGCUUCUCUAUCCGUGGUACUGGCCUUCCUCUUGCUGGAACUUUAUCAUGACUUGCAUCAAGACUGUCUACUACUACAUCCUGAACCUAAUUGUCUCGAGCUGGGAGAACAUGAGACGACCCAACCACCAAAGGAUGCACAAGGAAUGAAGAAAUGGAAGCCGAAUCAAGGCUAGCAAUAGUUUUUUUGUGUUGUUGUUAUCGUCCACUUCCUUUUCCUUUUAUUUUCAGUAAUAUCCCUCUAGCUCUUGUAUUUGUUCAAAUGACGUUUCUUGUAUAAAUUCGCCUGUUUGUUA
This is a messenger RNA of Oryza brachyantha (malo sina), 1505 nucleotides long. RefSeq lists its product as uncharacterized. The coding region runs from base 283 to 1359 and encodes 358 amino acids. NCBI's taxonomy places the organism in Eukaryota, Viridiplantae, Streptophyta, Magnoliopsida, Poales, Poaceae. The transcript is spliced from 11 exons. The record is from RefSeq and is a predicted model, not a curated record.